AUGGAACAUACAUUCACCUGUCAAGUGAAAGACCAAAGAAUCGAAAAAUCAAAACAAACUACGCUGGAGAUAACUCCAGGAGAUUACGUUUGUAAAGAUGCUGCAUUUGGUACUGGAAAUCUUGACCAGAUGUCCUUCGGUUCCUGUGAACGUGACGAGGUGGGAGAGAGGAAAGGAGUUUGUCAGGAAGAUGGAUCAUGGAGAGAAGUUGAAAACAACUGUAUCCUAGGACCGGUUCAGGAGCUGCUCCUGCAGUCUGACGUAAAAGCGACCACGGUGUCCUUGGGCAAGACACUUAACCCCGAAGUCACUCCUGCUGCUUACACGGCGGCAUAUGAAUGUCCAAAGCACACCGCCUCUAACCGUGCCAAGGCCAAGAACAUGUACGGAUUGCCUAGUUCACUGCCAGGUUUCUUGGACACACUCAGCGAUGUCACCGUCAACUUCACUGAGGAAGUGGUUAAAUCUCCCACAAACAUAAAUGCCAUUGUUGAUAUACUCAGCAAUGUUGCAAAUACAUCCCUACCUAUUAAUAGUGACUUAGCAAAGGAUAUCCUUCUCACUGCAGGUGUCCUCACCACAGAUGGUGCAAGGGAAACCUGGGAGUCCCUGAACAAUGACACAAGAAAUGCCUCACAGACAGGAAGAAGCUCCACAUUCUUGCAGUCACUGGAGACUAUAACAGGUCUCAUUAAUGUCUCUUUAGCAAUUGACACACCUUCUAUUCUCUUAAACAAAACUACAUUCACAGACUCUUUCAAUGCCAGCUUUAAUUCUUCAGUGACGAUAGUUAUAUCAGAACCUGGUGAAGGAGAGAAUAUCACUGUGAUGACAUUUGCUUCAAUGGAUAACGUUCUCCCCGUGAGAUACAAAAAGACAAAUUCCUCCAGAUUUGACAUCAAUGGGAGAGUCGUUCUUGUUCAGACCAGCAUUGGAAACAGCCCCAUUAAUAUUUCCUUUACAUUUAACCUCACUAACACUUCACUGGUGGACCCACAGUGUGUAUUCUGGAACUUCAGCCUCUUUGAUGAUCGGGGGGGAUGGGACAACGAAGGCUGUAUGCUUGUAGAAAUUAAAAAUGGAAGCGUCACCUGCAACUGCAACCACCUGACCUCCUUCUCCAUCCUUAUGUCGCCCUUCGUUAACUGCGAAGUGUGUUCUCUGAUAACAUUUAUUGGAGUUGGCAUAUCCAUGGCCUCCUUGGUCAUAUGCUUAAUAAUUGAGGCUGUCAUAUGGAGAAAAAUUAGAAGGAACACCACAUCUUACCUGCGUCAUGUCUCCAUUGUUAACAUCGCCGUGUCUCUCCUGAUUGCAGACAUUUGGUUUAUUAUAGGGGCUUCUAUUUCAGAAGCAUCGGGUGAUAACCGUGACGCAUGCUCUGCAGCUACAUUUUUCAUCCAUUUUUUCUACCUAGCCAUGUUCUUCUGGAUGUUAGCCUCAGCCCUCCUGUUGCUUUACCGCACAGUCAGUGUCUUUGAUGGAGGUUUGUCCAAAAGAUCUAUGCUGGCUAUUGGAUUCUCUGUAGGCUACGGAGGGCCUAUUAUCAUUGCGGUCAUAACUAUAGCUGCCACUGCACCCAGUGAAAGGUACACACAAGGUAUAUUCUGCUGGCUCAACUUUAAAGAGUCCCUCGCCAUAAUAGCCUUUGUGUUGCCUGCUCUGACGAUAGUGCUGUUUCACCUCAUCGUCUUGAUUGUGGUAUUAUUCAAAAUGCUGAGGAGAAGGGCAGUGACAGACUCUGCCCAAGCAGGUCAGAGGAAUGUUUUAUUGCUUAUUGCAAGGACCCUGGCUGUCCUCACACCAUUAUUUGGAUUAACUUGGGGUCUGGGAAUUGGAACCCUGGCCGACCCAGAAAAUCAAGGCAUCCACAUUGCUUUUUCAUUCUUCAAUUCACUGCAGGGUUUCUUCAUAUUGGUGUUUGGACUGCUGCUGGACAAAAAGGUGCGGUCAGAAAUAGCAAUAAAGUCACAGAUAUCUGGAAGUGGCACCAGGAGCACCAGUGCUGGAAACUCAUCGAGUGCAUUUGGAUUUCUCCGGCUCUGGAGACGAGGAAGAGAUGGUAACAACAUCUCAUCCAACGACUCUAAUGUGACUCAGUCUCUCAACACUUAAUAAUGUUUGCAGAGCACUUCAACCAGUCCACUCUGAAAGACAACCAACGGAGCUCGACCCUUUUUCUCCAACGUUACGACAACUAAUCAUGAAUACGGUUUUCUUUUUAAAGCUGCUGCACAGCUUACAACUCUGUUAUACAUACAAGCAUUUAUAUAUAUAUUAUUACAUUAAUUUAUGUUGGAUAAAUAGUAUUAUUUUCUUUGAGAAAGGAGUUUCAUGUACUUGCUAUAGGUCAGGAGAUAUACUCUGGAAAAUGUGUGUCGUCAUUCUCAUUUCUGACCACUAGAGGCAGAAGUGCACCGAUAUUUUCUUUCAGGUCCAUAUGGUUCUUGAUGCACUUAAAAAAACAAAACAUGUAGCUACAUAUAAAAGGCAUUAAUCUUAAUAAGUGAUCUUAUAUUACUGUGUUUUUGUCAUAUAAUAAAUACUUUUUGAAUGCAGAGACUUUAAUAACCUGUUUUACACACACACACACACACACACACACACACACACACACACACACACACACACACACACGUGUGGUGGUGACUGAGUCUGCAGAGACUUUGUCCUCUGACUGGAUUUUGAUGUUUUGGUUUGCUUUUGUUGACUCUGGCUGGUUCUGGGUG
Labrus bergylta (ballan wrasse) is the source of this 2726-nucleotide messenger RNA. The record is from RefSeq and is a predicted model, not a curated record. Lineage: Eukaryota; Metazoa; Chordata; Actinopteri; Labriformes; Labridae.